AUGAUGGCUCGCUUUUCAUUCGCAAAAGGUCGCAAGAAAGCGCCGCCCCCGCCGGUCCUCACCGAGCCCAUGAGCAAAGCCCACAAGAUUCUUGGCUCGACCCCGAUCAACAUUGAUUUUCACAAGCCAUGGGAUGAUGCCUCGUCCGAAUACAGCGGCGGCACCGCUAACAGUACUGUCUCCAGCUAUGCCAGCUCCGACGACUCCUGUGAUCAACAUGUAGCUGUCGCACAUUCUAAGGACAAAUGGGCCAAUCAUUCACAGGUGCGGCCGGCCGCCCUUGGAUCUAGUACCCUCGACUGCGAAAGAGACAAUAACUUCAGUGGCGCGAGCCGCGGUCUGCAAAGGGCACAGUCCGCAUCUACCCUUCGACCUUAUGACAAUACAUCCAAACAACCAUUACCUAUUUCUCAGGCGACCUCAUCUUCCUCCAUGAUGAAAGGUGUGCCAUCCAAGAUACACAAGAUGCUCAACCCGGAGAGCCCCACUGUCCUCAAAACGAAAAAGAAGCCUCCCAAGCUUGAUCUUUCCAAUCUGCGCACCUCUCGCCUACGCAAGACUCCACAGGGUCUGCAGCGUACUGAUGGGACUGUUCUGCACGAUGUCGAAAACUCGACCGCGUCUCCUUGCGCCUCGCUGGUUACACCCACGGGCAGGCGGCAAAGUUUCCAAACACGCAACACAAAGGAUAAUAUGAUUUCAACAGACUUUGAAGAGUCCAAGCUUUCGAGGUUGACUGGCGAGAGAAGGCAUGGACGCCCAAUGAAAGAGGCGCCAUCGCUUUACGAUCACUACGAGCAGAUGACUAAACGCCAGUUGAGACGGGAGACUGAAAUGCUGGAAGGCGAACAACAAAUUCAUCAGGGAUUCAAUGAGGAGGCCUAUAUAGAAUAUGAUGAAGCGCCGUGGACAGCUCAAGAUUCGCCAUGGCUUCAGGAUAUUCUGCCGCCAACCCCACAAACGGCAUUUAUGACGGGACUGACCCCGGCAGCAUCUCACAACAGAUCCCACAGUGCCACGAGCAAGAUGACUUCAAGCACCAAGCGAUCAAAGAACCUUGACGAUUCUGUCCUGCAAGAGACUAGUAUGCUGACGCUAUCUGAAUCGGAGGAAGACGACAAACCCACGCCUUUACCACUGUCUUAUACCACAAGCCCAAGCCGCCACUUGUCGACUGGCAUAUCACGCCCGCAAUCCUCCAUAACCUCCUCGCGAGACUCGGACCAUAGGCUAGCGCGUCACUCGAAGAAAACCAGCUUUGCACCUGUCAACACGUACAUUACAUUUUCUUCUAGCAGUACACUGAACAGCGAUGCCGCAAUCCCGACCGAGGGCGGGUCAAGAUCGAGCACGCGCUAUGCUAGCAUACCGGCGAACCACAGGCCAUCAAUUUCCAACACAUCUGCCUCCUCGGCCAUACGCCCAAGUGCCAUCUACAUUCCAGAGGGCCGAUCGGUAUCCAUGCUGGCUGGCCGACAACCUGCUUCAGUAGAUAAUGGAGAGGAAAAACCCCCACUUAGGCCAGAGAGAGUGUCUUCUUUGAAAAGGCUGGCCCCUGCUGCGAGAAGAGCUCUAGCACCGAUGCCACAGGAACUUACGCCGCCUCUCAGUCCUACAUCUGUCGAUUUUUUCAUCCGCUCGGCCCGAUCGUCCCUUGAUGGUUCUGGCAGCCAAAAACGCUACAUGGCCGUCACUCAAGAGGAGGAGAAGCUGCUUUCUGCUUUCCGGAAUCAGAAGCAGCCAGACAAGGAGCCGCCUAGCGAAGUACACCAACAGCCCGCCCAUAUAUGCAGUACUGAUGCGUCGACGAAUGCAAACACAACAGAAGGGGGCGAGACCGACAGCUUUCCAGGAAUGGAUUGCAAAUCGGGUGAAGCCAAGCUCGACUUUGGAUUCCCCGCUCUACCCAGUGCUCGAAAGCGACCAUGCUUGGAGGGUACUAUAGAUGCAUCUGCCAGCAUUAGCAGUCGUGCAUCCACAGCGACAAGCGAUAAACUUUCCCAGUCAAGUAUCGCGGAGUCUGAGAGCAUAGACGUGGCCUACAAGCCAUCUCCGGCUCCUUCACCAGUAGCUCAAUAUCCCAUUGAGCGUGUGUUGGAGAAUCACAGCGUUGAGCGCCAGAAGCCAGAGCAACAGGAAGUGAUCCUGUACCUGGAUGAGGCUGAAGAAAACCGGGGUAUGCCUGACUCUUCAGCGCUUGCAUGCGUCAUCGUACCACCCUUACAGAAAGGGCACUUGAGAAAUUCGGUGCACUCGUAUUCACCGGUCCGCGACACGAAGCAAGCGCAAAUAUCUUCGUCUCCCCCACCGUCCACGACUCCUGACAGCAACCUCGCGGAUUAUGUGUAUCGUUCCUCAAACACGAUGCCAUCUGUACCUGAAGAUAGCGAGCUAGAGUACAAGCGCGAGGGAAUUCAUCAACCGAUGGGCCCUUCAAUACCCCAAGCACGGACGACAUUGAGCAGCAUGCCGCGACUGAGUGCUUUUGGAUGGUGGGGCGACGACGACUAA
This is a messenger RNA of Cordyceps militaris CM01, 2511 nucleotides long. RefSeq lists its product as uncharacterized. Lineage: Eukaryota; Fungi; Ascomycota; Sordariomycetes; Hypocreales; Cordycipitaceae. The transcript has a single exon. The record is from RefSeq and is a predicted model, not a curated record. Bases 1 to 2511 code for a protein of 836 amino acids.